Molecule: messenger RNA, 2095 nt
Organism: Orbicella faveolata
Lineage: Eukaryota; Metazoa; Cnidaria; Anthozoa; Scleractinia; Merulinidae
Source: RefSeq, a predicted model, not a curated record
GACGCCAGAAGUCAGCACAACAAAAGGCGGGAUUGUUCUUACACGACAAGCUUGAGCACUUCAUGAAAAGCUUACUAUGGAACCAUAACAUUGUAUUCAAAGGAAACAACUACCAGUGAAUUAUGGGCAUUUCUGCAAGCAUAGCAAAUUCUUCGAGAAAGUACCGCACAAAUGGUGAUUUACCACACCGCCAGAGGUCCAGCAAACAUUCAUCCAUUGAAGUUGGUGAUGAACUUGAAGAUGAUACAGCCAGUGUGUCAAGCUUUCGACCUUCAAGCCCAUUAGCUCAUCAAGAUGCAAGAGCCUUUACUUUAGAUAUGCCACAUACAAAACAGCGAGACUCUAGAAACCAAGCAGACAGACGUAGUUACAACAGCAACAUUGAGUCCAGCUAUCCUGGUAAUAGACGCAGUUACCAUGCUGGUAGUGUGGAACGUAGUUCCAGAGCUGGGAAUGGUUCGCAUUCCUCAUACAGUGUUCGAGAUCCAAGCUCCAGAGCUUUGGUUUCUCAGAGUGCUUCAAGUGUCUAUGGUUCAAGGCUGGGACCUGUCCGUACCAUGCGAGACGUCCGAGAGUUUUUGUUGAGUAAUCCAGAGCUCCUAGCUGGUAAGAAGAACAGACAAAUGAGGCAGUCUGGAGAUAGUGAUCUGUAUGGAUUAUCUAACAAUCACAAGCAGAUGAAAACAAAACAGAGUGUUUACAUGGGACUCAUAAACCCUCCAGUGGUCUACGGAAUUGGUGUCAGGCCAGACAAUCGACAACUUCGAGUUGAUCAAAAGCUGUAUCUCAACCUUGUUUACCCUACUAUUAGACCAAAAGAGUAUCAUCAGCGUGCUAUAAGAUCUCGUCCUCCCCUUAAACAAGAAGGCAUGGUUGUCGUGAGGAAAGAUGAUCAUUUGCGGCAACCAAAUGGAUAUAUGAAAAGGCCUCUACCGCGGAUGGAAGUGUCAAGACUACACGAACCCUCCAAGGUAAUGAAUUCCCCUGAAUCAGUGCAGCAUGAAAGAACAAUCCUCAGGCAUGAUGCUUCAACCUAUCAGGGAAGUAGAGGUCAGUCACAAAAUUUGGCCAAGACCGCCUCCAAAAGAGGAAGCAAUGACUACGUUGAUUUUCCGGAUAUUGUCCAGGAGCCACUCACAAGUCGGUCAGUUAAAGAUGAAAGGCGAGUGCUUAGGGACAAACAGAUGAAUGGUUUUGUCAAGACAGGGAAUCCAGACCAAAAGAUUGAAAGACAAUUCAGUGGCAGGGGUGAGGAUGAUGUUGUAUUUACAUUCAGUGUGGAUGAUCUAGAUUUGAGGAAAAAGACUGAAGUACCCCGUUUGGAACAUGAGAAGGAUAGAGGACAAGUGGUACCUCUUUACUUCAGGAAGUCACUGGCUUACAGUCCCAAGUAUGAGCACAGAGAAGACCUUUUGUCAAGUCCAUUGUGAAGAUGUGAAACUCAUUGCCUUUCAACUGAUGGAGGGCCAGUUUGAACAUACUAAAGCUUGCAUUAAAAACUGAGUGAGAGUAGGAGGAGUCUACAUGUAAAGCCAAUAGCCUGCAAAUGUAGUAGCUGAUAGUGUAUGCUAUCAUCAGUGCGGUGUAGGUAAAGUUGAUUGGUUUCAACCACAUACGCAACACUGAACAGGCAUGGACAAUCCAUCAAAUAUAAAAGAGACUGUGAUAUUUUAUUAAGACAUUGUUGUGUGAACUAACAUAUAUUUUGUGAAACUCUGUUUACUAUCUACAGGCGCUGUAUAUUCUGUUCACAUCACAACUUUGGACAGAUGUAUCAUGCACAUAAUUAUAUUGUUCAUAUAUCGUUACAGACCCUAGGCUGUCAGGGAAUGCAGGUUCAUUUAGAAGGAAAAUUAUCAACAAUAAAAUGUAUUCCAAGUGAUUGAUUAAUCUUUGUUCUUCAUUGAUUAAUUGCAAAUGAUCCAUAAUAAUUUUUUCAUAUGGUUGUUCAUUGAUUGAUUGCAAGAAUAAGAAAAUCUUGAGCUUGUUGUCAAGUUGUCAAAUCAAAUGUCUUAAAAAUUGAUCAAAAACAUGAUAGUACAUGUAUGUAAUGUACACCAGUUUCAUACUUGAAAUUAUACAACACAUAAUAACA